Trichoderma gamsii is the source of this 1125-nucleotide messenger RNA. Its product is annotated as LysM domain-containing protein. The record is from RefSeq and is a predicted model, not a curated record. The coding region runs from base 1 to 1125 and encodes 374 amino acids. NCBI's taxonomy places the organism in Eukaryota, Fungi, Ascomycota, Sordariomycetes, Hypocreales, Hypocreaceae. The transcript has 9 exons.
AUGCGUUGUUCAAGAUUUCUCUCACUCUACGGCUUUGUAAUCCUCUCCAAUCUUAUUCAGCUUGAGGCCCCGGGAAAGUUUUCGCCGUCUUGCAGUGCCACGUUUAACCAAAGCAUUGCGUGCAGCCUCGCCCUCUCUCGUGUCGCAUCAGGAUCCUUGAUCCCCACCGCGAACGAUCUCCCAAAGAUCUGCACUGACGCCUGUUUGAGCGAACUGAAGAGCUUACGGACGAAGCAGCUCAAGGCUUGCAAUAGCUCAGACGUGGCAGUUAUCGAGGGUUUGGCGUAUCCUGCGACGUAUACUACAGAUCUUCUCUUAUAUACCUACAACUAUGCGUGCAUGAAGAGUUUAACUGCGAGCGAUUACUGCUUUCCAGCCUUCUGGGAGUGGAAUAAUGAUACCACAGCCGCGACCUCUGCUCAGCUAUGUUCAGACUGCAAUUUGCGAAUCCAGCAGGCUCAACUAGAAUCGCCAUUUGGAUAUGACGAUGAUGCGGCCAGCGAUUAUGCAUCACUGACAUCUUCUCACUUCUCCAUCUACUUAUACCUUGCCAAGGACGACGCAACACGAUUCGACCAGAGUGUCUACUACCAUAGCUGCUACACCUUCCUGUCCGUCAGCGAGUCCCAGAAGGUGGCAACGUUUCAUCUCAUGCAAGCCAAUAACCUGCCUGGAUACUGUUCGCAAUUUCCUCGGACGGGAACAAACUUGUGCAUCCCUCAAAGCUGCAAUCUCUACACAGUGGCGGGCAAUGACACUUGUUACGGAAUUGCCCAGGCCCACAAUGGGACAUUCUCUGCCACUCAACUGAUCUCUUGGAAUCCCAACAUUAACCGGCAGUGUUCGAACCUGAACCAGAUCACUGGAUAUCAGAUCUGUGUAAGCUUCCUAGGGCCACCAAGUGUCGUUGCAAUCGGAAAUGAGUCCAUCACAGCCCCAUCAGCCUUAACCAUCUCAACUAUUUUCUUCUUCCCAGGUGGCAAAUACUACCUGGCUGUCGACGGCGAUAGUUGCGCAAGCAUAUCCAUGGCCAUGGGCAUUUCUCUAAAGGACUUCUUCUUCCUAAAUCCCAUGAUAAAUAGCACAUGUGCAUGGGCACCAAAGGAGGCCCUUGCCAUCAACUGA